Messenger RNA from Juglans regia (Persian walnut), 1483 nucleotides. RefSeq names its product protein MICROTUBULE BINDING PROTEIN 2C. Gene Ontology annotation, molecular function: microtubule binding. The transcript is spliced from 5 exons. Gene Ontology annotation, biological process: plasmodesmata-mediated intercellular transport. The record is from RefSeq and is a predicted model, not a curated record. Bases 171 to 1214 code for a protein of 347 amino acids. Lineage: Eukaryota; Viridiplantae; Streptophyta; Magnoliopsida; Fagales; Juglandaceae.
UUGAAAAGCUAGGGUUAUUUUCGUAAGCUCGCACUUCCCCCUUCAAGAUUCACGUCCGGAAAAGGAAAAACAGCGUGAUUUUAAAAUCAAAACCCUCUAUUUCUCUCUCUGCCUGCAAUUCGCUCGUUCUCACUGAGUCACUCACGCACCUUUUUUAAUCUGAAGAAACAAUGUUUGAGGCACAGAGGUUCGGGGAUUUGCAAGAAAAUCCCAAUUUCGGGGACCCUAAAUCGUGGCUUUCUGGGGAGGACAACGACUCGUCCCCGACUCGCCGGCAGAUUCAGUCCUCACUCGCUAACUCUACCGCCACCUCAACGGGUCCGAGCGGCAAUUUGGAUCGGGACCUCUUUAAUGACCUCGUCGAGAUUGUCCCUCUCGUUCAGUCUCUCAUCGAUCGGAAAGCAAGCAGUUCGUUUACGCGGCGGGGUUCCAUGAUCUACACAAAGACGCCCUCAAGAGAAUCCUUAGCUAGAAAGGUAAUUGAAUCAAAAGGGCGGAAUGCAGCUCAAUCCAUACCCACCAAAAAGAGAAGGGACCCUGGAGACAAGGACCAGGGUAUUAACAGUAGUGAUAACCCAGAUGCUGAUAGCUUUUCAGUUUUUUCGUCAAGGGCUUUGGCUGCAGAAAAGGAUAGAGAAGAGUUGGCCAUUUUAAAGGAGCAAGUGGAGGAUCUGAAAAUGAGAUUGUCAGAGAAAGAUGAACUUUUGAAAUCUGCAGAGAUCUCAAAGAAUCAGUUGAAUGCUGUCCAUGCAAAACUCGAUGAACUGAAACACCAGGCUGCAGAGAAAGACUCUUUAAUAAAGUCUACUCAGCUACAACUUUCUGAUGCAAAGAUUAAGCUUGCAGACAAGCAAGCUAUGCUUGAAAAGAUACAGUGGGAAGCAAUGACAUCCAACAGGAAAGUGGAGAAGCUCCAGCAGGAGCUGGACUCUAUGCAAGGAGGAAUUUCAUCUUUUAUGCUUUUGUUUGAAGGCUUGACAAAGAAUGAUUCUGCUACAUAUGCUGAUGAUUAUGACAUAACAUCGAAUUACUUGGAUCAUCUCCCUCAUAUUGAUGAUUUGGAUGAGAUGGAGAUGCGCAGAAUGGAAGAAGCAAGAAAAGCUUAUAUUGCUGCUAUUGCUGCUGCAAAAGAAAAGCAAGAUGAAGAAUCUUUUACUGCUGCUGUCAGUGCAAGGUUAGAUCUUCAAUCAUUUGUUCUGAAGGCCAAAAGUUAAGCCAGAGACGUCUUGAGCUCUUUUGAGUCCUUCCACACUAUCCCCUUGUGUACUACCAAGCAUCCCACCAUUACUUUUUGCUCCCGGUUGUAAAAAAGAUAAAUAUUCUUGUUUUUGGUUUUGUUUUUCCCCCUUCCCCUUGUUUUUUCUCCCCUUCUGUUGCUGGGUUGCUGUUAAUUAUCUUAAUGAUGUAAGGAUAGAACGUUCCACUUAUUUUUCAAAUAUGAAUUAAGUUCUCAGCUUUCAAUGCGAGCUAAUAGAUUAUGUCA